This is a messenger RNA of Peromyscus californicus insignis, 907 nucleotides long. RefSeq names its product rho GDP-dissociation inhibitor 1-like. Lineage: Eukaryota; Metazoa; Chordata; Mammalia; Rodentia; Cricetidae. Gene Ontology annotation, biological process: Rho protein signal transduction. Gene Ontology annotation, molecular function: Rho GDP-dissociation inhibitor activity; protein binding. The record is from RefSeq and is a predicted model, not a curated record. Gene Ontology annotation, cellular component: cytoplasm; cytosol; membrane.
AAAAAGAUAAUAAAGGUCAUUUGGUGCGGGAGGGAGCGCGAGAGUGGCGGUCGAGCCUCUGGUGUCCCAGGCUAGAGGUGAGCAUGGCAGAACAGGAACCCACUGCUGAGCAGCUUGCCCAGAUAGCGGCUGAGAAUGAGGAAGAUGAGCACUCUGUCAACUACAAGCCCCCAGCCCAGAAGAGCAUCCAGGAGAUCCAGGAACUGGACAAGGAUGAUGAGAGCCUUCAAAAGUAUAAGGAAGCCCCGCUGGGCCGUGUGGCUGUCUCUGCAGACCCCAAUGUCCCCAACGUCAUUGUGACCCGCCUGACCUUAGUGUGUAGCACCGCACCAGGCCCUCUGGAACUGGACCUGACAGGUGAUCUGGAGAGCUUCAAGAAACAGUCAUUUGUGUUGAAGGAAGGUGUGGAGUACCGGAUAAAAAUCUAUUUCCGGGUGAACAGAGAGAUCGUGUCAGGCAUGAAGUACAUCCAGCACACAUAUAGGAAAGGGGUCAAAAUUGACAAGACUGACUAUAUGGUCGGGAGCUAUGGACCCCGGGCUGAGGAGUAUGAGUUCCUGACACCCAUGGAGGAGGUCCCCAACAUGCUUGUUCGGGGCAGUUACAACAUCAAGUCCCGCUUCACAGAUGAUGACAAGACUGACCACCUGUCCUGGGAGUGGAAUCUCACCAUCAAAAAGAAAUGGAAGGACUGAGCUCCAACUGGGAGGCGGGCAGGGCGACAGACAGACAGAAGGACCGACAUGCCCCACCCUAGACCCCUACCCACCCCAAACCAAAGUGCUGACAGGACCCUCCCUCACCAUUCCUCCCUGGUCCACUCAGGCAGGCAGCUCUUCUGUCUGCCCCUCCCCCACCCCCUGCCUGCAGGCCCCUGUGGUCUCCAGAGUCACACUGCUGCUUCUGU